Molecule: messenger RNA, 1650 nt
Organism: Triticum turgidum subsp. durum (durum wheat)
Lineage: Eukaryota; Viridiplantae; Streptophyta; Magnoliopsida; Poales; Poaceae
Source: the annotation of a GenBank genome assembly
AUGAAGCCUGAAGUUACUGGUCAUUUGCCAAAAUCAGAAAGUAAUAAACCAAACACAAUGACCACGCAAGCCUGUAAGAGGCGGAGGUCAGUUUAUAUAAGCAGUGGAUCGGAAGAUUCUGGUACAGAUUCAGAGGUGGAGGGAAGUAAACGGUCUCAAAAAUCUGGAACGACGUCAAUUUCUUCAUCUGAGCAUCGACCAUCUUCUAACAACAAGGCUGGAAGCAUGAAUGCUAGCAAGACAAGGGUCUGUAGAAAUAUUCUGGGGAAGCUCAUGGAUCACCCAGGUGGUUGGCUUUUCCAUAAACCGGUUGAUCCGGACCUAUUUGGCAUUCCUGAUUACUUUGAUGUUAUCCGCAAUCCAAUGGACUUGGGCACUGUCAAGAAGAAACUCACAAACAAGAAUUAUUUAAGCACCGAUGAGUUUGCAGCAGAUGUGAGACUAACAUUUUCAAAUGCAAUGACGUAUAAUCCUCCUGGAAAUCAGGUUCACACAGUAGCUGAACAGCUGAAUAUAAUGUUUAAUUCUGAAUGGACAUCAUAUGAAAGAAAAUGGAGCGACAGAAAUCUGAAGCCAGUGCAGUUGCCGAUGAAGGUAAUUAAGGCUCAUGUGGCUGUCAAUUCAAAGCCAGUGGUUUCUAGAGGGCUGGUCGCAUGCUCAGAUUCAUCUGCAAAGAAGACAUUGACAAAUGCAAUAUCCUCCAAAGUAAAAAUUAAGUUUUGUGUGCGUGGCUCGGGGCAGACCUUAUCCAAAGAGACGCCUGUGCAAGCAGCUGGUAGCAAAGAGGGCUCUUUACAUCAUUCUAUCGCAUGCACCAAGGUUUCGACAAUACAUCAUUCUAUCCCAUGCACCAAGGAGAGCGCUAACACAACUAAGGUCCAGUCAAGUGAGCACAGAGUUCAGUCGAUUGGAAAUGAAUCACGGUCUUGCAGUGAUACUUCAACUUCGCCUCUUUCUUCCUAUGGACAAGGAGAUGGAAGUUAUUUACAAGCUGAACCUUUGUCACCAGCCAAGGCCCUUCGUGCAGCAAUGCUUAAGAGACGUUUUGCUGGAACGAUUGUGAAGGCACAGCAGAAGGCACUUCUGGACCAUGGGCAGCAAAUAGACCCUGCAAAAUUACAGUUGGAAAAGGAGAGGCUGGAAAAAAGGCAGCAAGAAGAGAAAGAAAGGAUUGAAGCCCAGGUGAAGGCCGCUGAAGCUGCUGCACAGUUCAAGUUAGAUGAAGAAUUAAGGAAGAAGAGGGAGCGAGAAAGAGAGGCAGCACGCCUGGCACUACACAUGAUGAAGAAGACCGUUGACAUUGACAACAGCGACUUCCUAAAGGACCUGGAAAACAUCAGCAAAAAGUGGGAACUAAACCCUCCUGCCAAGCUAAUUGUGGAUUUCGUCGACGGGAUGGAGCUCCCACCUGGCCUCGGAAGCCCGCUGGAGAGGCUCGGGCUUUUCAUGAAGAGAGACAUCGAAGAAGAGGUCGAAGAUGAAAUGGAGGACAGCGUAUCAGCACCCUCCGUGGAUGUCGACAGCGUAUCACCACCCUCCGUGGAUGUCGACAGCAUAUCACCCCCCUCCGUGGAUGUCAACAGCAUAUUACCACCCGCUGUGGAUAUGGAUAUCGACGGGGAGGAAGGAGAGAUCGGCUGCUGUGGGUAG